AGGGCCCAAUUAAAUUUCAAUGAGGGUGCGCGCCCAUGGCCAUCGCCGGUGGACUCAACGACGAAAGCAGCGGCAGCCUCUCCUAGUUUGUAUUUGUAUUCAUUAGCAUUAUAACCAGAAUGGGGUCAUCUUGUACAACCAGAGCUUUAGGUUCAAUCCUUCAUAGAUUCACCACCGGUGUCUCUUCCAAAUGCCCCAACGGCUCAGCCACGGGAGCUUACCUCUGUGAUUCAGGGACUGGUUUGCUGAGUAGAAACUUAUCAUCUUCAUCUUCCAUUUCACCAUUGCCUUUUUCAUGGAUUUCGACGCCUAUAGGAAGCAGUCCCGGAGCGAGGAGAACCAUACGUACCGUCUCUCCUCUCUGCAUGGGUAGACGUUCCAGCAAGAUCGCUGGUCGAAAGGGGGCGAAGGAUGCGAAGAAGGCAAAGCUGUAUUCGAAGAUUGGGAAGGAACUUGUGUCUGCUUUGAAGAAGGGUGGUCCAAAUCCUGUUUCGAAUACAGCCCUGGCUACAAUAUUGGAGAAAGCCAAGGAGCUUGAUGUACCCAAGGAGAUCUUGGAUCGCAACAUUAAGAAAGCUUCUGAGAAGGGACAAGAAGCUUACAUUGAGAAAGUAUAUGAGGUAUAUGGUUAUGGUGGAGCUAGCAUGGUAGUCGAGGUAUUGACAGAUAAAAUAACCCGAUCUGUGGCAACUGUUAGAGAGGUUGUGAAGAACUGUGGCGGGAAGAUGGCAGAUCCAGGAUCUGUUCUGUUCAAAUUCAGGCGUGCUCGGGUUGUAAACAUAAAAGUCUCAGAUGCUGACAAAGAUCAGCUCAUCUCCAUUGCUUUAGAUGCCGGUGCUGAGGAUGUUAUUGAACCGCCAGUAUAUGAAGAUGAUACCGAAGAAGAUCAAUCAGAAAGCUAUUAUAAGAUAGUGAGUGACUCAGAUAACUACUCAGCAAUACUUUCAAAGUUACGUGACGAAGGAAUCAAUUUUGAGACAGAUAAUGGUUCUGAGCUACUUCCAAUAAGCCCUAUUGAGGUAGAUGACGAGGCUAUGGAUUUGAACAAGGAACUUAUGACCAAUUUACUUGAACUUGAUGAUGUUGAUGCCGUUUACACAGACCAGAAAUGAUCGAAACCUGUAUCUUCACUCAUCUCAGAAGUCCAAAUGAAGCUCUUGGUGUUAGUGUGUUACAGUAGACGUGUGUCUGGCUCUUCUUCAAUUUGACCUUGUAACCUGGAAGUAUAUGUCCUAUUUUGAAAUAGGAGAGCAGAUGGGCAAGUAUUGUCACCUCAAGGAAAGAUUUUUCUAAAAACUUUUCUUAUUUAUUGUGAAGAACAGUAACAAUGAAAUAUGAUUGUCUUUUGAGAAUUGAGAACAAACAAUAAAGAAAAAAAACUCUUCAAUAGCAA
Molecule: messenger RNA, 1393 nt
Organism: Rosa chinensis
Lineage: Eukaryota; Viridiplantae; Streptophyta; Magnoliopsida; Rosales; Rosaceae
Product: probable transcriptional regulatory protein At2g25830
Exons: 7
Coding region: 120-1112 (330 amino acids)
Cellular component (GO): chloroplast
Source: RefSeq, a predicted model, not a curated record